Molecule: messenger RNA, 2143 nt
Organism: Toxoplasma gondii ME49
Lineage: Eukaryota; Apicomplexa; Conoidasida; Eucoccidiorida; Sarcocystidae
Gene: SRS49D
Product: SAG-related sequence SRS49D
Exons: 2
Coding region: 367-1461 (364 amino acids)
Cellular component (GO): membrane
Source: RefSeq, a predicted model, not a curated record
UACCCUACUGUGAUCCUACGGAUAUACCUGUUGACGCCAACAUGCUACAGCCCGAUGUCGUCGACUUUCACUGUAACCAAGGACCCUCUCGUCCUCAUUCUUGACCUUCCUGGCCUUUUCUACUGGUAGUGUGCGGAACCACCCCGCAGGUCUUCCGGCACUGGCUGGCGGCGUGGCGAUGGAAACUGAACAGUUUCCCGAGUCACACCUAAGAAAACACUAGUGUUUUCCGUUGUCAACAGGUUUCUCUGUUUCGUGUCUUUCGUUGUCAAUAGUCUUCUCUGUUUUGUUCGGCUUGCCGCACUUCCGUUUCUAACUACCGCCACAGACAAUUUUAAUCCAGUUCUCCUUCUGGCGCUACUGGCGAUGGCGGCUGCACACUCGGCUGCGGCCUGUCGUUACUCCACGUUCUGGCCUUGUCUCUUGCGGGAGAGACAAAGUGGCACCUCUUCCGUGUCUUUCGUCUAUCCUUCUCAGUUCUUGUCGCUAUCUCUUCUCGUAAUUCUCACGGGCAGUUUCGCGCAGCAGUCGGCAGGAAACCAGGCAAACUCACAGUCUGUAACAUGCGAGAGUAAUGCAUCGCCUUUGGUCUUAAGAAUCACAAGCAAAACUAACGAGGUGAAAUUCAAAUGUGGCACAGAUUUGCAGCUGAGGGAAAAUCCAGCAGGCUCUAACAAAUUUUGGGGAAAUGCCGCCUGCACUAAGGAAGUCGAUGCGUCGUCCGUCACUUUCACGUCAUCACCCUCUCCCGCUAAGGUGGCCGGAAAUAAAGGCACAGAAUACAGCCUCGCACUGAAGAACAGCAGCCUGCCACUGAGUCCCUUUACAGUCUACUUUUCGUGUGACCCGCCAUCUACAACAGGCGUUGGAGAAACUGGUAAAGCAAAAGUACCUGCUUCUGCAACGACCUGCAUAGUUCAGGUGUCCGUGUUCUCCCAAACAGCUGUGACUGUCCCCGAAACAAAUAAAUGCAAGAACGGACAGGUCACUGUAGCGGUCACCUCCAAGAGCAAGUCUGUCACUUUCGGAUGUAGCGAAGGCGCCACCCUGAAGCCCGCUCUCCUCGACCAUGUUUUCAUUGAGAAAGCAACUGAGAAGAGUGGUGGCGCAUCAACUGGCAGAGAGGAGGAGGUUGUCUUGCAGGACCUCGUUCCAAAUAGUAGUUUGGUUGAGAAUGCAGCUAAUACCGGAAAUGACACAGUUGGCUAUACGCUGUCCUGCCCAGAUUUGCCUUCGUCUCCCCAAAACAUCUUUUACAAAUGUGUCUCACCAGCGUCGGCGCGCGAACAGGUGGGAACACAAACAGAAUGCAAAGUCCUUAUCAAUAUUGAAGAGAAACCCGAGGCUGAAACGCCUGCGACGCCUGAACCUUCCAGAGGGGAACAAGGAGUCGUUCUGGGCAGUGCCUUUAUGAUUGCGUUCAUUUCUUGUUUUGCGUUGGUGGCAGGGAAUAUGUUCUAAGUGCUCUUGUCGCCAUCCCGUCUCCGGUCUGACACUUUGUUGUACUGUAAGGGGGUAAAAGAUGUUUCUUUUUUCAGGCAGAUUUCUCCGUCGAAGAAGGGACCGAACCUGUUCGAAGCAAAGUUCCUCUCGUGUGCAUUCGGGAAAAAUGUGGUAGUUCUAUGGCAGUUGCGUUGAUUCGCUAUCUGUAUUAACUAGUAUACUGUAGAAAUAUGGACAGAUACAUAUUCACACAGAAAACAGUGUUGAUAGUGAACCUUGCGCUUAGCUUGGGGCGUUCGAGGUGUAACACGCUUCGGCGUGGGUUCCCUUUUGCUUUGACCAAAUUGGGGAAUCUCAGUUCCCAUAUCCCGUCGCUGCCGGGCACCCUCGUUGAAACAAUUCUGCGUUGGUUUUUGUGCCGUCUUACAACAGCUCGUACGCCGAGCGAUUCCAGAUACUGACGAUUGAGUACUAGCUCAAAAUCCUGAAGAAGGGGACUUGGGAUAACUCGAAUGUAUCUUUCAAACAUGCUUUUCUGGAGCCUCGUGACGAUGGCAGAGCUCGUGGAGUGCCAGAUAAAUUUGUCAUCUCAUACGUUCCGUGCUUGGGGUUGUUUGACACUGAGGCAUACCGUUGCGACGCAUGUUCCCCGAUGACAAAGCCUGUUGAUCACAUUGAAGGAGAGUUGGUAAUGAUUACA